Molecule: messenger RNA, 226 nt
Organism: Adineta ricciae
Lineage: Eukaryota; Metazoa; Rotifera; Eurotatoria; Adinetida; Adinetidae
Source: the annotation of a GenBank genome assembly
AUGGCUAAUGCUCUCAAGUAUAACAAUACAUUGAAGAAAUUAAAAUUGGGAAGUAAUGAAAUUGGUUUAGAAGGAAUGAAAUGCUUGGAAGAUGCACUACUGGUUAAUCGAGUCAGUUUCAUUUCAUUUCCAUCUGCUAACUUUGAUUGUGAGAGUAGUAAGUGUCUAUAUUGAAAAGGACGAAUUAGCAUAAGAUAUGAGCAAACAAAAAAUUUCUUUCACAUUA